AUGGGCGGCGGAAGCGGUCUUCUGAUCAAUUCGAAUCGACGUGGCGGCGGCGGAUCGGAUUUCGGAUGCGACGGAUGGUUUUGUGAUGUGCUCAACGCGGCGAUGACCGUUCUCGUCAUUUUGGUAAGUGGCGGCCUAGAAAACUCUGCAAGUACACGUGGCCUAGCAUUUUCAAAAAGUUAAAUCAUGUUUUCAUUGUCUAGAAAUUUCUGGCCACCUCUAAUUUUUACAAUUUUUACACACUUGCAACUUCCUUUCUUCUGCCUUUUCGGCUCUCCAGCCGGAUGGCCUAACUUUCCCAGGCCAUCUCAUCCAAUUGUUUCGCAGAUUUUUGCCACCGCGUUCCUCGGCUGUUUCCGAUCGUGCUUCAAAAAGACGCGACGAGAAGGCCGUUCGAAGUCGAGAAGAGCAUCCUCAUCGGAAGUGCCGGGCGCUCCGGAAGCCGUUGCGCAGCUCGUUUCGGCGCCGUGCCACGUUUCGGUCGAGAGUCCGCCCGACUACAACGAAUCCGACAACUUGCCGCCCACGUACUCGUCACUCAGGUUUCUAUUAUAGUCCACGGAACCCCAGCUUUCCAAUAAAAAAUUCCCUUGGCGCAAUUCAGGUGCGCUAAACAAGGCGCGUAACGCGUAAUUUCGGAGCGUCGUUGUAGAGUUUCUCAUUUCAAUUUUCCCUUUUUUUGCAUUAUUCCCAUCUUUUCAGAACGAAUCAGUGUCAAAACUUAUGAUAAUGAUUGGAAAUGAAUAAAAAAUGAAAUUUUAACUGCUUCGUCGUCAAUUUCGAAACGUUUUAUGUGAAAAUUACAUAAUUUUUUUCCUGUUGGAAUCGAAAAUUUGCCUCAAUUAUCUCAAUUCUGUAUAUUUUUCGACGGUUGAGCGCUUAAAAGAUGCGCAAUAAACUCCUUGUUGAGUGUCCGAACUCGAUUCGGCAAAUGAUCGUUAAAACUCUGUUUUUUUUCAGUAUUUUUCGACAAAAUCCCUCAAUUUGGUCAAUUCUGAACGAAUCUGCUCCGUUUCGCACUUAAAUCGAUGAUUUUAACUCACACAAUCGCCCCACGGUUCGCAAAGAACUAAAUUUGAGUGUUUAUUAAGAGAAAAACGAAAGAAUUCUGGGUUUUAAUUGAAAAAAGAAACUCCGAGCCGACGGUGGAUGAAAGCGCGCCCCAUUGACAACUUGCUUGCGCAUUGGAAUGCUGGGGUUGCGUGUAGUCCUCACCUUUGAACACUACUAUUGUUUCUCCCAUACUUUUUUUCAGACUCGACCAACUUCCUUGA
Caenorhabditis sp. 36 PRJEB53466 is the source of this 1274-nucleotide messenger RNA. The record is from the annotation of a GenBank genome assembly. Lineage: Eukaryota; Metazoa; Nematoda; Chromadorea; Rhabditida; Rhabditidae.